AUGGUCUCACUACCUCACAAUUGUCAACCUAUUAGACUUAAAUGGAUCUAUAAAGCCAAGAGGAACCCAUAUGGAGAAAUCAUCAAACACAAGGCUCGAUUAGUGGCAAAGCUGUAUGUUUAGAGGUAUGAGUUUGAUUUCACUAAUGUCUUCUCUCUAGUUGCUAAACUUGAAAUCAUUUGACUUCUUUUGUCAAUGGUGGCUCAAUUUAGAUGGAAUGUCCACCAUAUGGAUGUCAAAUCUACCUUCUUGAAUGGCGAAAUUUAAGAGAACAUCUGUGUCACAACUAAAGGGGUUGAAGUCAAGGGCAAGGAGAACUUAGUAUACAAAUAUCAUAAAGCUUUGUAUGGGCUUAAACAAGCUCCUAGAGCAUGGUAUUCGAAGGUGGACAAGAGUUUAAACACUUUGAGACUAUUGAGAAGUGAUUUUGAACUCAUUGUUUACUACAAGAAUGAAGCAAACUCUCAACUCUAUGUUGAAAUCUACAUUGACAAUCUCUUAAUUAUAGGAUUCCCCGUAGAAGAAAUUAGAGAUUUCAAAGAAAAAAUGAAGAAUCUCUUCAAAAUGACUGACCUAGGACUCCUAUCCUCCUAUAUAGGACUUUAGAUAAGUCAAAUCAAAAGAAAGAUCUACUUGUCUCAAUGAUCUUAUGCUCAAAAUCCUCAAGGAGUAUGAUAUAGAGUAAUGCAAUAUGUCACAAUCUCCACUCAAGGUUUGACCAAGGUUUGAAUAGAACAAAGGAGAGACUAAAUUAGACUCAACCACUUAUAGAAGCUUAAUGGGCUUGUUAAGGUACCUUACCCACACCAGACCUGAUCUGCUAUUUUGUGUUAGAUUUCUUAGUCAUUUUAUGGAGAAUCCAACAUCUGAACAUUUCAAGAGUGCUAAAAGAGUACUAAGAUAUAUUAAAGGCACUCUUAAUCUCGAUUUGAAGUACAAAAGGGAAGAGAAUUUUAUACUAAAAGGGUAUAAUAACAAUGACUAUGGAGGAGACACUUAA
Molecule: messenger RNA, 1000 nt
Organism: Spirodela intermedia
Lineage: Eukaryota; Viridiplantae; Streptophyta; Magnoliopsida; Alismatales; Araceae
Source: the annotation of a GenBank genome assembly